Messenger RNA from Lolium rigidum, 1880 nucleotides. RefSeq names its product CBL-interacting protein kinase 24-like. NCBI's taxonomy places the organism in Eukaryota, Viridiplantae, Streptophyta, Magnoliopsida, Poales, Poaceae. The coding region runs from base 62 to 1408 and encodes 448 amino acids. The record is from RefSeq and is a predicted model, not a curated record. The transcript has 14 exons. Gene Ontology annotation, biological process: protein phosphorylation; signal transduction. Gene Ontology annotation, molecular function: protein kinase activity; ATP binding.
CGGCCGCGGAGGGGACCCCCGAUUCCGGCGGCUUGGUGCGAGGCGGGAGCUAGCGAAGGGAAUGGCGGGCGCGCCGAGGAAGAAGCUUGUGGGGCGGUACGAGGUGGGGCGGACCAUCGGGCAGGGGGCGUUCGCCAAGGUCAAGUUCGCGGUCGACACCGACACGGGCGCCCCCGUCGCCAUGAAGGUGCUCGACAAGGCCACCGUCCUCGACCACCACAGGCUGCAGCAGAUCAGAAAGGAAAUAUCAAUAAUGAAGAUUGUCAGGCACCCCAACAUAGUUAGGCUAAAUGAGGUUUUAGCUGGACAGACAAAGAUAUACAUAAUCUUGGAGCUUAUGACUGGAGGCGAACUAUUCGAUAAAAUAGCCCGCCAAGGUAAACUUCGUGAAAAUGAAGCUCGGAAGUACUUCCAGCAGCUUAUUGAUGCCAUUGAUUAUUGCCAUAGCAAAGGCGUCUAUCAUAGAGAUCUGAAGCCUGAAAACCUGCUUCUUGAUUCGCGUGGGAACUUAAAAGUUUCCGAUUUCGGACUCAGCACACUGUCACAAAACGGAGUAGGCCUUCUUCACACAACGUGUGGCACUCCAAAUUACAUUGCUCCUGAGGUACUUAGCAACGAUGGUUAUGAUGGAUCUGCAGCAGACAUUUGGUCAUGUGGUGUUAUUCUGUAUGUGUUAAUGGCUGGGUGCCUUCCCUUUGAAGAAAGUGAUCUUGCAACCUUGUAUGACAAGAUAACUGCAGCUCACUUUUCAUGCCCAGAUUGGUUCUCUCCAGGAGCCAAGUCCUUGAUCCAGCGAAUACUUGAUCCAAAUCCAAAUACUCGUAUGACUAUUGAAGAAAUAAGGGCAGACACAUGGUUUAAGAAGAAUUAUGUAGCCCUUAGACGUGGUGAAGAUGAAAACGUCAGUUUGGAUGAUGUACAAGCUGUUUUUGAUAAUAUUGAGGACAAGUAUGUAUCUGAGCAAGUGACUCAUAAGGAUGGUGGUCCUCUUAUAAUGAAUGCCUUUGAGAUGAUUACACUAUCUCAAGGUUUAGAUCUUUCAUCAUUAUUUGAUAGACAACAGGAUUUUGUCAAACGUCAAACACGCUUUGUCUCAAGGAAACCACCAAAGACUAUAGUAGCUACAAUUGAAGUUGUAGCUGAUUCCAUGGGUCUCAAGGUGCAUUCCCAGAAUUACAAGUUACGGCUUGAAGGCAUAUCGGCAAACAAAAUGAGCCCAUUUGCUGUUGUUUUAGAGAUUUUUGAAGUUGCUCCUUCUCUGUUUAUGGUGGAUGUUCGAAAAGUCGCUGGUGACACUCUGGAAUACCAUAGGUUCUACAAGAAUUUAUGCGGCAAACUUGAGAGUAUAAUCUGGAGGCCGAUAGAGGUUUCUGCAAAAUCUGUGUUGCUGAGGACAACCACUUGCUAGCCUGGCACCAAUGCAGAUACACCUUCGCCAAUAGGAUUUCAGGCGCCAAGUUGUUGGAGCCUUGUGGUGCAUCCGGCAGCGCUUUUGAACCUAGGUUCCACGCUGUUCAUGCAUCCCGGCUGCUUCUGCACGCACUGUAUACCAUAGUUGAGUGACCGAGUCAAUCCUAGUAGAUCAGAUGAUGCGGUCUGCUGUAUAUAUCUCGCAUUGUAUGUAGCAGGCACAUAGACUUCCAUUAGAGUAUGUGUGCAGGCAAUAAGCUCGCUUGAGUGGUUAAGCCGAACCCUGUAAAUGCUUGCGAGACUGUUAGAUGAUCCAAGUUUUUGAAGGUUUGGUCAUUCUGCUGCCGAGAAACCAGGAAUGUGUGGAUGAUACAGGAGACCAGGAAAGCAUGAGUGACCUGUGAACUUAAAAAGAGAAUGACUUGUGAAUAAAGACAAUUUAUACCUGAUGCUGGAAAUUAGUACUCAUU